Molecule: messenger RNA, 1575 nt
Organism: Caenorhabditis remanei
Lineage: Eukaryota; Metazoa; Nematoda; Chromadorea; Rhabditida; Rhabditidae
Exons: 10
Coding region: 1-1575 (524 amino acids)
Biological process (GO): potassium ion transmembrane transport; protein homooligomerization
Cellular component (GO): dendrite membrane; neuronal cell body membrane; voltage-gated potassium channel complex
Molecular function (GO): protein binding; delayed rectifier potassium channel activity
Source: RefSeq, a predicted model, not a curated record
AUGGAUGAGAGGAUUGUGUUGAACGUCGGAGGUGUUCGUCACGAAACUUAUCAAGCCACUCUCAAAAAGAUUCCUGCCACACGACUAAGCAGAUUAACCCCAUCCCUUGCAAAUUUCGAUCCACUUCUCAACGAGUAUUUCUUUGACCGACAUCCAGCAGUUUUCUCCAUGAUUUUGAAUUACUACCGAACAGGAAAAUUGCAUUACCCAACCGACGUUUGUGGUCCCUUGUUUGAAGAAGAACUUCAGUAUUGGGGACUAGACGCUUCGGAUACAGAACCUUGUUGUUGGAUGCAGCUUCUUCAUGCCAAAGACACCCAAGAGACCCUCGCCGUUUUGGACCGCAUGGAUGCCGACCACGAGGAUGAUCCACAACUCCGCGAGCAAGACACCAUGAAAAAGUUUGGAUGGGAAGAGGAUUAUUUUCAGGGAAAACGUACGCGCUGGAUGAAGUUGAAGCCCCAAGUCUGGUCAUUGUUUGAUGAACCAUACAGCUCACAAGCCGCUAAACUUAUUGCUGGCAUCUCAGUACUCUUCAUAUUUAUCUCAAUUUUCUCCUUCUGUCUCAAAACUCAUCAAAGCUUCCGGCUUCCAAUCCUUACCGGACAAAAUAUCACUAUGCCAGGAGGAAUGAUCCAACCAUCGAUUGAACGAAUUUCAACGGAACCACUCCCAAUUUUUGGUCAAAUCGAAAUGUUAUGUAACAUUUGGUUUACAUUGGAACUCAUCAUCCGUUUCAUUUUCUGUCCGUCCAAAGUCCGGUUUUUCAAAAGUCCUCUGAACAUGAUUGAUUUGGUCGCAACACUCUCGUUCUAUGCCGAUGCAAUGAUGGUUCGAGUUGUUGAAGAUGAACCAAAGGAUGUGGUGGAGUUUUUAUCGAUGAUUCGUAUCUUCCGGCUUUUCAAAUUAACACAACAUCAUCAAGGAUUACAAAUUCUGAUUCACACGUUCCGUGCAAGUGCAAAAGAACUAAUACUCCUCGUCUUUUUUCUGAUUCUUGGAAUCGUCAUUUUUGCGGCGUUGGUGUAUUACGCAGAAAAAAUGGAAGCGAAUCCAAACAACCAAUUCCAAUCUAUCCCGCUUGGAUUAUGGUGGGCAAUAUGUACAAUGACUACAGUAGGAUACGGAGAUAUGACACCACAUACGUCAUUUGGAAGAUUAGUGGGAUCCUUGUGUGCAGUUAUGGGAGUACUCACUAUUGCUCUACCAGUUCCAGUUAUUGUCUCCAACUUCGCCAUGUUUUAUUCUCACAAUCAGGCACGAGACAAACUGCCAAAACGAAGGAGACGAGUUCUACCCGUUGAACAGAUCCGAUUACAAGCUCGUCGUCAUGCUGCUGUACUUGAACCAUCUGCAUCACAAGGAGGUUUAGGGGGUGGUUCAGCUAUACGUCGUAGAAAUAUGCCUAUUCUUAUAGAUCAGAAUUGUUGUGACGAGGAGAAUCACAAUCAUAAGCACAGGGAAAAGUCUGAAAAUUCAGAUGAAGGUACAAAUAGCUCAAGUACGGCUGGAGUGGACACCGUCGUAAAAUUGGGACCCAGUGAAACGGCUAUCACAACUACAGUAAUCUCGUGA